Mytilus trossulus (common blue mussel) is the source of this 3327-nucleotide messenger RNA. Its product is annotated as RNA-binding protein 5-like. The coding region runs from base 124 to 2712 and encodes 862 amino acids. Gene Ontology annotation, molecular function: RNA binding. The transcript is spliced from 20 exons. The record is from RefSeq and is a predicted model, not a curated record. Gene Ontology annotation, cellular component: nucleus. Lineage: Eukaryota; Metazoa; Mollusca; Bivalvia; Mytilida; Mytilidae. Gene Ontology annotation, biological process: mRNA splicing, via spliceosome.
CUUUACUUAAAUUGCGUCACGAAUCCAAAACGGCCAUAUUGAAAAGUUAGGAAUUUGCCACUGAAAAAUCAAAUUUUAUGCCUUUAUAUCGUUAAAAGCAGACUUUGUUGUCCUACUAAUAAAAUGGAAGUUCAAAAUUAUAAUAGUGAAAACUUCAUGGGAGCAUAUAACAAUGGAGAGUACAAUGCAGAAGAGGGAGAAUAUGUAGAACCAUAUAAUCCAGGAGAAGAAUUCAUAGAACUCGACUCAACGCAGGAAGGAGAGAUUUCACCAACAUCACAGGAGAAGGAGCGAGAUAGAGAGCGGAGACAUCGCCAUAGAGACAGAAGGGAUAGAAGAAGUGGGGAUAAAGAUCGUCAUGAAAGAAGACGGGAUCGCGAUAGAGACAGACGUGAUAGAGAAAGGCGCCACAGUGGGAGAGACAGGAGUUCUCAUAGAGAGGACAGAUAUGAUGAAGAUACUGGAUCCACAGAUGGAGAUAGUCGUGAUAAUUUCAGAGACUACAACAGAAGCAAUGAAGAUAGAGGAGGAGAAAAAUGGAUGACUGACACACCAACUAAUACUAUACUAUUGAGGGGUCUUCCUCAAAAUAUAGAAGAAGCAGAUAUACGAGGAGAAUUGAUGAUGUUUGGAGCUCCUGUUAAAGAUGUCAGAUUAAUGAGAAGAAGUUCUGGUGCUUCCCGAGGGUUUGCUUUUGUGGAGUUUCAGAGCAUAGCAGAUGCACAGCGCUGGAUGGAUCAGAAUCAGGGAAGACUUAAGCUUCAGAACCAGUUCCAUAUAAGCAUGCAUUAUAGUACACCAAAAACUGGACCUGAGAAAAACCUACACAAGACGGACUGGACAUGUGGAAAGUGUGGAGUCCAUAAUUUCAAGAGAAGGGACCAUUGUUUCAAGUGCAAUUUAUCUAGAGAAGAAUCUGACAGAAAAAAUGAGGCUGACGGCUUUGAUCAAGUUGGGACAAAUCCUUGUAACACAUUGAUUUUUCGUGGUUUAGAUGCCCUUACUACAGAAGACAAUCUGAUUCGUGCCUUGUCAACAGUAAGAAUAUCUGACAUCAAAAAUAUACAGGUGAUGAGAGAUGAAUCUACUAGCAUUUCCAGAGGAUAUGGUUUCCUUGAGUUAGGUUCAGUGAUGGAAGCCACACAGUUGCUGAAUUGUAUCUCACAAGUGUCAUUUGAAGUUGAUGGGAAAAUGAUCCUUGUGAACUUUGCUAAAAACACUUAUUCUACUGUGAUGGCAACACUGGCUGCACAAUAUGCAGGAGAACAGCAGGGAACAUAUGAUGUCAGCCAACAGAGUACUUAUUAUGAUGGAUACUAUCAGCAAGGAACAGAGUAUGAUCAGCAACAGUACAGUGGACAAUACUAUGAUGGACAGAACUAUGACUACUCUCAGUACUAUGAUCAGAAUGGAGCAGCUGCUACACCUACUCAAACAGAUUCAACAAAUGCAGCAGCAGCAGUAGCCCAAGCAGCUAUACAACAGGCUAACGCUGUUAAGCAUCUUGUUAAUAAACAAGUAAAAGGACAAGUACCAGAGUUACAGGUUGUUAAUCAAGAUCAGUCACAACAAAGUGCACAAGAAUACCAAGUUUAUCCUCCACCAGAUGUAUCUCAAUAUCAAUAUGAAGAAACAUCAGGAUACUACUAUGAUCCCACAACUACACUUUAUUAUGAUGCAAGCACACAGUAUUACUACAAUGCUCAGACAGGACAGUUUUUGUAUUGGGAUGCAGAUAAGUUUACUUAUCUUCCUGCUCCUAAUGGGGAUGAAAAUUCAGGUAGAGAUGGUGAUCAGAGGAAAGAACCCGGCAAUAAAAAGGAGAAAGUUAAAGUAGCAAAGAAAAUUGCUAAGGAUAUGGAGAAAUGGGCAAAGUCUUUAAAUGCACAGAAAGAAACAAUUAAACACUUUAAUAAAACAUUUCAAACUAUAUCUGGUGUAAGGAUUAUGGAUGAUAAAAAAGAAUCAGCAACAGCUGAUGCUGGCUUUGCUAUCCUAGAAAUGAGUGUUAAAGGUGGAUUGGUAGAAGAUAAAAAAUUAAUGCCACCACCACCAUUCCUGAGUGGCGGUCCUGCCAAUCAGGCUCAAUCUCCAACAGCACAGGCUGCAAGUGCUGCAGGUUUAGUAGCUUCCUAUGGUGGAGAUAGUGAUUCUGAUGGGGAAGAAGAUUCACAAGGAGGUGGUGUAGAUGAAAGCAAACUAACAGACUGGAACAAAUUAGCUUGUUUGUUGUGCAAGAGACAGUUUCAAACUAAAGAAAUCUUAGUAAAGCAUCAACAGAUGUCAGGUUUACACAAAGAAAACUUGGAAAAGUUAUACCGAUCAAAAGGUGUCAGUCCAGGAGGAAAUACUGAUGCAGAAAAAUUACAAUACAGAGACAGGGCUAAGGAAAGGAGGGAAAAGUAUGGAAUACCACCACCACCAGAACCAAGAAAUAAAAGACCAGAGGUACCAGCUGUUUAUGAAGAACCAACUAAAACAGGAAUUGGUGGAGAAAAUAUUGGAAAUAAACUGUUGCAAAAAAUGGGUUGGUCAGCAGGACAAGGUCUUGGGAAGAAUCGACAAGGCAUUGUUGCUCCUAUCACAGCUCAGAGAAGGAAUGCUACAGCUGGUUUAGGAAUGAGAGGUGCAAGCAAUGUCGCAAGUGGUGGAGAUUCCUACAAAGAGGCAGCCAGAAAAAAUAUAUUUGCUCGAUACCAAGAAACAGAAUGAACUGUGAUAAAAUAAAAUAUAUAACAUUUUUUGCUUCGCUAACAUAAUGUGACAAGCAAUCUUUCACAAAGAGAAGUUUCAAUAAUAAUUUAUUACAACCAAAUAAAAACUAUUGAUAACAUCAACAGCUGCGCAUUUAUGGAGCUGAGAAUAUAGAAAAAAAGAAAACAGAAUAGUUGCUCAUAUUUCUAGCAGAGACCAUAGAAAACCGAUAAAGAGAGUGCUAUUCGAGUUAAUGGCUUGUAUGGAGGAUAAACAAUAAAGCACCAUGAUACCUGUAAUUUUGUACAGUUUUUGUAAUGCUUUCUGUAUAUAAGGGUUUUAUUGAUUUUGUUUUGUAACAAUUUAAUAGGUUGUAAAAAGUGAUGUACAUUCAGAGGUGGAAAGUGCAGAAACAUUUAUAAUAUUUUAGAACAAAGUAAUAUUCUUGUUGUUUUUUUCAAAAUGAAUAUAAUCAUGUAUGUAUUGAAUUAACAAAGAAUUAAUUUGAUUUUGAGUGAAAAGAAUAUUGUAAAUAGAGAAGCAUAGUAUAAAUGUACAUAGUAUCACUACAUCAUGGUAAUAUAUUUGUACAGAUAUUUUCUACUGCUAACAAAAUAUACUGUAAACCAAGAA